AACACCGUUAUAUUUGGUGAUUUAGCGGAUUGAAUGAUCUAGUGCUCCACCACUGUUGGACAUCUCGCCCGUCCGCUCCGCGCCAGUUGUCGUCGUACACGAGUGCUCAUAAUGUCAAGUGCUUCGCACUUUAUUUCUUCUAUCUCACGCUGUCAGCAAACAUGCGUCUGAAUGUAGACGACAAAAGAAAAGAUGUACCUCGCAAGAGCAGCUGCCGGGGGUGCAGGUGCAGUUGGUGCACGUGCAGUUGGGGCUUCCGCAACCAGGCAUUGUGUAGAGGUGAGAUGGAAGAUUGUCGGAUAGACGGAUUCGAAUGUCGUUCGGAGUAGCGUGGAGUAGUCGAGGCGGUUGGUGAUUCGUUCGGUUCGUUGCAAGUGUUGGUGUUGUGAU
Molecule: messenger RNA, 390 nt
Organism: Neohortaea acidophila
Lineage: Eukaryota; Fungi; Ascomycota; Dothideomycetes; Mycosphaerellales; Teratosphaeriaceae
Exons: 1
Coding region: 162-329 (55 amino acids)
Source: RefSeq, a predicted model, not a curated record